This is a messenger RNA of Anoplophora glabripennis (Asian longhorned beetle), 1218 nucleotides long. Its product is annotated as farnesyl pyrophosphate synthase-like. Lineage: Eukaryota; Metazoa; Arthropoda; Insecta; Coleoptera; Cerambycidae. The record is from RefSeq and is a predicted model, not a curated record. The transcript is spliced from 4 exons. Gene Ontology annotation, molecular function: dimethylallyltranstransferase activity; (2E,6E)-farnesyl diphosphate synthase activity. Gene Ontology annotation, cellular component: cytoplasm. Bases 31 to 1200 code for a protein of 389 amino acids. Gene Ontology annotation, biological process: trans, trans-farnesyl diphosphate biosynthetic process.
AGUAGUGCACUUAUCUUCAAAGUUAUUGCAAUGUUAGUUAAUUGCGUACAAUCAUAUAAAUUUAUGCAGAAUGGAUCAAGAAGACCUGUUGGUACUCUACUUGGUAGAGCUAACAGAGAUUACAAAUAUAAUCAUUUUGCGAAUAUCAGUUCGCAGGUUGCUAUUCCACAACCAAUGGCUGUGCCAUUUUUCAAGGAUAAGGAAAGUGAAUUCAUUGGUUAUCUUCCAAAGGUGCUGAAAUCUUUGACUCCAAAGAAAACAAAGUCCGAAUUGGCGCCUGCGGCACAGAAAUUAGUUAAUCUUCUUGAAUACAAUGUACCCAUUGGAGAAAAAAUCAAAGGUGUUACGACAGUAGUUUCCUAUAAAAUGCUAGAGAAAACGGAAAAUCUUACAGAAGAAAAUGUAGAAUUGGCCAAUAUUUUGGGAUGGUGUGCAGAAUUUUUAGAGGCAGCUGACACAAUGGCAGAAGAUAUAAUAAACAAUUCAGAGACACGAAGAAACGUACCUUGUUGGUUCAGAUUGCCAAUUUACGCACAGACUGCUUCUUUGGAUGUAUUAACGGUGGAUAUUUGUACAUUCAAUUUAUUAAAAAUCUACUUCUCAAAACAUCCCUUCUAUACCCAUAUGAUACAUUUCUUCCGUACUGUGUUUAAUAGAACCGCCGCUGGAAGAAUUCUGGAUUCUCAGCAACGUAAAGUUGACCAACUAAAUAUAGACGAGUUCCAUAGAUUAACUGAAUACAAAACCGGUUACGAUGUUUUUCAUAUUGGCGUUACUUUGGGCAUGUAUCUUUCCAGAAUAUACGACCCUGGGUUACAUACACAAGUUACGCCUUUGUUAAUGGAUAUGGGCAGGUAUUUUCAAAUACGGAAAUACGUACAGGGUUCCCUUGGGAAUGCUACCAUGACAGAAAAUCUUAGUAAAGAUAUUGGUGAAGGAAAAUGUAGCUGGUUAGUCGCAACAGCUUUACAAAAAUCUAAUCCUUUUCAGAGGAAGAUAAUAGAAAAAAACUAUGGUAGGAGGGAAGAUGAAGCAAUUGAAGAAGUUCUAAAUUUGUAUAAAAGUCUGGACAUGUCUGCGGAGUUCUGUGCAUACGAGGAAGACAGCUAUAAGACACUUUGUAUUAAUAUCGAUAAGUUAGAAAAUAUUCCCAUCCGUAACUUACUUAGUAUGAUUGUCAAACAGUUAUAUAAUCGUUAACAAAAUAAAGCAACAUGU